Pelmatolapia mariae (spotted tilapia) is the source of this 2418-nucleotide messenger RNA. Its product is annotated as T-cell surface antigen CD2-like. The record is from RefSeq and is a predicted model, not a curated record. The coding region runs from base 140 to 1207 and encodes 355 amino acids. The transcript is spliced from 6 exons. NCBI's taxonomy places the organism in Eukaryota, Metazoa, Chordata, Actinopteri, Cichliformes, Cichlidae.
CCGGACGCCAACAUUUUCACUCGCUCUCCUCUGAGGCUGAUUACUAACACGUUGGAGUCCGUUCAGAGCACCACACCCACCUUUGUUUUUGAGGGAAAAGCUGCUGACUGGAAGAACACAGGCUGAACACUGUGCAGACAUGGAAGCUGCACUUGCACUGUUGCUGGUGUUGCUUAGAGUCUCUCAUGGUUUUGAAACUCACUGUGAUGGCAGACAGGAUGGAGCUCAGUGUUAUGGACCUUUGGGAGGAACUGUGGACAUCCAGCUGAUGGACAGCACCUCAGAAAUGCCUAGAUACCAACUUUCAAAGAAUACAUUAAAAAUACUAGAUGUGAUAAAUAAUAAGGUUAUUUCUAAUAGCAUAGGAGAUAGAUCUACCCUUUUUCUCAGCAAUGGAACAUUUAGGGUCAAUAAACUGAGCAGGAAAGACAGUAGUAAAUAUAGCCUUAAAACAUUUAAUUCAGAUGGAAAAUCAUUAGGCGAGCGGACUUUGCAGUUGUUUAUUCAAGCUCCUGUGUCCUCUGUCCUGCUGAUCUCUGAGUGUCUGUCCCAGGGAGAAAGGAGGGUGUCCUGCUCCUCUGAGAGAGCAAACAAUCCUCAGUACAGCUGGACUCUGGAUGGACACACACUGACAGAUGCUGAGCUCCUUUCUGGAAACAAUGAGACUAACAUAAUCACUCUGAAACAGCACGUCUCAGGACAUCUGGUCUGCUCAGUCAGGAACAACGUCAGUUAUGUCUACAAAGAACAGAGGAUAUCUACCUGUGGCUUUAUUUUCAUUAACUGUACUUCAGUCAAUGGGACACAGAUCUCAGGGUGGGUGUAUGAAGCUAAUAACACCCUGUGUACUCAACCAACAAAGACUUCUGUGGGUGAGGAUAAUGGAGCCGCCAUCAGUGAUGAGGCAUGGUAUAUUAGAAAUUUGCCACUGAUCGGUGGUGUUCUCUCAUUGCUGGUCAUUUUCUUGGUUGUUGGUGUAGCAGUCAUAUGUGCUUGGAGGAAAAAGCAAAACAGCAAACCUACAAAAAAGGAGGAAGAAGAUGACCAGGAGGUCUUUGGUGAUGUCAGGUUUGUCAAAAGGCAGGCAAACCAAGCUGAGAAAAAAGCGGAGGUGGAGUAUGGCCAAGUCAAGUCUGUAAAGCGACCUCGGAAGCCUGAACCAACAAAAACUGAUAGUGUGUAUGCUAACGUCCAAAAAGUCAGGUGAUGAAGUGCUCAGUGCUUUUGGACAGGCAGCUCCACUGAAAGUAGUUGGAGUGAGGAGCUGAUGUUAAGAUGCCUAAAGGUCCUUCAUUUAAUUUAUUGGAUUAUUUUACUGUCAUUGCACUUCUGUAUAAUAUCAGGUGAUUAACGCAUCUAUUGUUAUGCGACCUCUUCAUUUAAUUACAAAACACUGAGUAUUUUCUGCAUCUGUACUCUGUGGAAGCCAUAACAUAAUGAAGGUUAUGACUGCUUUAUUAGUGUUUCUCUUUUAACUUGAACUUGACUAGUUUUUCACUUGGUAAAGGUUCGACCAAUGUGUAAAUGGAGACAUGAUAAAGAGAAAGCAUUUUAACAUUUAUGAAAAUAUGACUGUAAAUAAAGCUUCUUUUGUACCACACAUGUUAUGUGAAAAAACUGUAGCUUUUCAUAUAUUUUUGAUUUUGCAAAGAUAAACUAUAACAAUGUACUUGUAGAAUAUAUAUGGGAUAUGCCCCCGAGAGUAAGUACAUAGUAGUGGUGGAGAGGAAAGCAGAGGAAAAAGGCUGUAGUGACAGAUGUAGCUAUACUAAGUGAUAGAAACAUCAGCAAGAAAUUGGAGAAAUGCCAAGGGCUGAUACAGGAGCUAGAUAAGAUGUUUAGGCCAACAGUGGUCCCAGUGGAAAUCAAAACACCUGAGGCUGUGACUCCCAAAAUGGGCAAGCGGCUCAGAGAUUCCAGGAACAACAUCCGAGAUCUGUGUCCAGAAGAGCACAGUCCUAGGAACAGCAAAGAGACUGCACAGGACCCUCAAGCUCCCACACCUCUGGUAGAAGACCCCCAGCUGGAAUGAUACAGACCGCCAAGAGGUUCAGUGUGGAAUUUAUAUAUAUACAGUGGUGUAAAAAGGUUUUUGCCUCCUUCCUGAUGUCCUUUUUUUCUGUACAUUUAUCAAACUUAAAUUUGUUUGAUGAUCUGAACCAUUUAAAUAUUAGACAAAGAUAACACAAGUAAACACAAAAUGGGAGGAGAAAAAUCUAUUAAGAUGGUGGUUUACAGCAGUUGACACAUAGCAGUGGCUAUUAGGGUGUGGAGUCCACUUGCCUGGUAUGCAUCCACUCCUCAGGUUAUUGAUCCUAAUUAUUGCAUUAUUGGGACCAGAAAUCUGUUUUUAUUUGUUUUACCUUAAUCUUUUUUCCAGUGAGUACUUUUGAUUGAUCCUUUAACAGCUUGAAUCUA